This is a messenger RNA of Phalaenopsis equestris, 1449 nucleotides long. RefSeq names its product peroxidase 5-like. Lineage: Eukaryota; Viridiplantae; Streptophyta; Magnoliopsida; Asparagales; Orchidaceae. Gene Ontology annotation, cellular component: plant-type cell wall; plasmodesma. Gene Ontology annotation, molecular function: peroxidase activity; heme binding. The record is from RefSeq and is a predicted model, not a curated record. Gene Ontology annotation, biological process: hydrogen peroxide catabolic process; response to oxidative stress.
UGAAGCAGUUCAGGUAAAAAUGCUUUCUUUGAUGAAACAGAUCUUGUUUCUCUUUCUCCUUGCCGUCGCGGUGGCGCCCCCGCCGGCCGUCAACGGCCAGCUUAAAAUAGGGUUUUAUAACCAGACCUGUCCUUCGGCCGAGAGUGUCGUUCAGAAAACGGUUGCCGCCGCCUCUGCCAACAACACCGGCAUCCUCGCCGGCCUCAUUCGAUUGUUCUUCCAUGAUUGCUUUGUGAGGGGUUGCGACAGUUCAGUCCUACUAGACUCUACCGCCAACAACACGGCGGAGAAAGAUGCGCCGCCGAACCACCCCAGCCUCCGUGGCUUCGAAGUGAUCGACGCCGCCAAGUCCGCCGUGGAAGCCAUAUGCCCCAACACCGUCUCCCCCACCACCGCCCCCUGCGCCGACAUCGUAGCCUUCGCAGCCCGGGACGCCGCUGCCCUCUCCGGCAACAUCUCCUACCAAAUCCCCUCCGGCCGCCGCGACGGCAACAUCUCCCUGGCCUCCGACGCCAACGCCAACCUCCCCUCCCCCCUCUCCAACGCCUCCACUCUCAUCACCGCCUUCGCCGCCAAGAACCUCACCGCCGACGAGCUUGUCACGCUCUCGGGGGCCCACUCCAUCGGCGUUUCCCACUGCUCGUCUUUCAGGAACCGGCUCUAUAAUUUCAGCUCCAGCAGUCAGGGGGAUCCGACGCUGAAUCCGGCGUACGCGGCGCUGCUGCGGUUCGCCUGUCCGUUCAACAGCACCUCGUCGGGAAAUACAACGGUGGCGAUGGAUGUGCUAACGCCGGUGGUGCUGGACAACUUCUAUUACAUUGGGCUGAAAAUGUCGCUGGGGCUGUUCACGUCGGACCAUGCUCUGCUGACGCAGGGGAAUCUGAGCGCCGCCGUCGAUGAUAACGCCUGGAAUCCGGCGGGGUGGGCGGCGAAGUUUGCGAGGGCGAUGGUGAAGAUGGGGAGCAUUCAGGUGAAAACGGGAACGCAGGGGGAGAUUAGAAGGAACUGCCGCGUCGUGAACGGUAGGAGUCUGGCAAAUGUUGGGCCGGCGGCGGAGGAACAGGGGAGCUCCUUGGUGGCUGACAUGUGAGAAGAUAACUGCGUGUCACACCCCGCUAUCUUCAAUGAAAUGACAAGACAAGUAUUGGAAAGAAAAUUCUAGCAGAGGCAUGUCAUCCUUGAACUUUGAUUAAGCAUCUUGUCCACAAAGGAAGUUUUUUUUGCAUCUACGAGUUAGCAUAGGAAGACCAAGGUACUUGGUUGAAUAGCCUAUUGUGUGUUUGGCAAUCAGGGUCCGUAGGGUUUUCCUUUUUCAUGUUUGUCUUGCCAUUUUCUUGAAGAUUGGGGGAGUGAGAUGUGGCUGCGAAUAUUAGUUGUGUGCGGAUAGAAUUUGAGAUGGUAUGACUGAGACUUUGUUUUGAAGAGAAUAAGAUGAGGGGAGUUCACGUA